AUGAAGCCUAACGAUGAUUACGUGCUUGCCGAUGUACGGCCAGAUUCAUUGCCUACGCAAACGGGUGCCUUUAUCUCGGUGAUUAGCUGCUCCGUUAUUGUGCUCUCUUUUCUCUGGAAGCACAAAUGUCGCCAUCCGAAUCCAAUCAUCUACUGGAAAUCCGUUGUAGAUCUACUCUACGCACUGCGAUUUCAAUACAGCUGGGAUAUCUACAUGAAUUCAUUGGGUUGUCGUGCACUUGCAACAUUUACACAGUUCUGUACAUUCUCGUCCGAGUGCUGGUUCCUCAGUAUGUCAUUCAAUCUGUACCAAUGCUCGACGAAUCCCUUUACAAAUCUUAAACAGAAUUUGCGGUGGUAUCAUGCCUUUUCCUGGGGUGUCGGAUUGCUUUUUGCUGCUCUACUUUGGGCCUCUAGUGUCCAGUUUGACCCUACAGUACAUCCGUCCUGUUUUGUCGACGAGGCGGUUGCAGACGAACUCCUGAUGUAUUACGUUGUGGUAAUUCUUGCAGUUCUUUGUGCCGUGAUCUUUGCAGUUCUGGAGACGCAGACUCAUCCGUUUAAAGGCAUGAAAGAGGCGCUGGAAGCCAAGAAGGAUGUGAUUCAUAGUGCGCGGAUCUUUACGGUAGCCUACAUUGUCUACCAGAUUGUCCUCAUUUCAUUCUGGAUUGCGGACGUGCUGUUUCUGCGCAACCACCCACACGCUCUCCAACAAGUACGUGACGCAUCUUCUUUUCUCCAAGCGGCCAAGGGUUUGAUCGACUUGGUCAUUUGGGUGACUAUUAAUGGACCGCCGCAAUUGGACUGCCGAACUGGUCGAUUGCGCGAAACGUUUGACACUGAUCGAUACAGCGAUGUUAAUAUUGAUCUUCAGCCACAGCUCAAUGUUGCGUUACGGAAAGAGGUACUUCAUUUUACGACAAGAGGGAUUGUAGCAGCCUCGUCAAAUACUCCUAUGGUCACGGACGGUCGACGUGUGGUCCACCUCCGCUUGCAUGAACUUGGCAUGACGGUGCGCUUUGACGACUACAGCCCGUCUAGCUUUCGCGAUAUUCGUCAGGGUUUUAGCAUCAAUGAGACGCUGUACAGGAAAGCGUUCCUGGCUACGUGUCACGAAAGACUUGAGUCUGGCGGAUCUAGUGGUGCCUUUAUGUUUUAUACCGCAGACUACUCUUUUUUGGUAAAAUCAGUAACAACAAGCGAACGCAACGUGCUGUUGAAUAUGCUACCGGCUUAUAUUCGGCACAUGAAGCAGAAUCCAAACUCACAUUUGACACGGUUCUAUGGUUGUCACUCUAUCGAGAUGUACGGUCAAGUGUUUAGUUUUGUGGUCAUGGGGAACGUAAUUGGUCGUACAAGUAUGCACCAAUUUUUCGACAUCAAGGGAUCGUGGAUCGAUCGCAAUGCGAAGGCGAUACCUCCAGGAAAAACGGUCAUUUGUACAUACUGCAGUAACGCUUUUCCAUAUGGCACGAACAAAAGCUGUGAGUACAGCAUCCGUGGUAUUCAUUUGCCCCACAUUGUGUUGAAAGACAACGAUUUUCAUCGCAAAAUGCGAGUGGAAGCAGAGACAGCUGAGGCACUGGUCCGGCAGCUUGAAAGUGAUAGCAAUUUCUUGAAAGAGCAAGGCAUUAUGGACUACAGCUUGAUGUUGAGUGUACACAACACAAAAUACGUAGUAGACCACUCGACAACGGGUACCAAGGUGCAGUCUCCGACAAAGCGCAAGGUGACCUAUCCAGUAUGCCAUCCUUCCAGAGAUUCCUUUUUGUCACUCGCUACGGACAGCGCUUGUCCGACCGAAGACUCGAGGGACGAGGACUUGGACGAAGUUGAGUCUGGGAACCGGAAAAAGUUCAGCAGGACUUGUCGCUAUUCCGUCGUGAACCUGAUUGAGGAAAGUGGCGCUAUGAUUCACGAUGAUACGCCGCUCUUGCAUGUUGAUAGCACUGUUCGACGCUAUAAUUCCGUGUCGUACGGCCCUGCCGACACGAAAUCCUGUCCGAUCGACGACACUAAGUGGAUUGGCAUAAGAACUUUGGAGAAGCACGGAUAUCUGGCAUCGGUAGUGGUUGGUCCAGAUUGCUACACGCUUGGAGUGGUAGACAUGCUUCAAACGUGGACUUGGAAAAAGCGACUGGAACGUUUUUGGAAGACGUUUGUACUUCGUUAUGACCGCCUGGGAAUUUCAGCCGCUCCACCUAAACUCUAUGCCGAGCGCUUUCAGCGUAAAAUGCGUGACAUUUUGAUGGUAUCGUCAGCAACAGUUAGUAUUGACUCAAACUACAACAGAAUAGGAUGUUAA
This is a messenger RNA of Peronospora belbahrii, 2304 nucleotides long. NCBI's taxonomy places the organism in Eukaryota, Oomycota, Peronosporomycetes, Peronosporales, Peronosporaceae. The record is from the annotation of a GenBank genome assembly.